AUGCAAGGUGCGUUAUCUCAACUGCGUAGUAUUUUCCCUAUUUUGUCAUCGUUCAGAGACUACAAUUGGCAUCAUUUAAUUAAUCCAGGUUUGUAUAAUCAUUCGUUAGACAUUAUUAUGUCGAAAUUAUACAAUCAUUUCCCUGUUGGAAGCUUUAUUUGGCGGUUAGAAUUAUUGACAGUUUACAUUGUGAGUUCCUGAUUUGAGUUCAAUUUUAGCUUGAUUUUAAUAUACUUGGUUGUAUUUUCAUACAUUUGUCUCGAAUCGUUGAUUUCUUUUUCGUGUAGAUCGAUUAGUUGUCUGCAGAAAUGACAUCGAAGCAGUAGAAAUUUACUAGCAGUGUUAUGAUUAUCAACAGUCAAUUCGAUUCGAUUUUCGUGCAGAGUUGGUAAUAUUCAAUUUAUACUGGUCGAGACUGAUGUAGGUAUACAAAAGAAUUAUUUCUUCUUUGAGAUUUUCCUUGUUUUAAACAAGUAACUUUUAAAUCUUUCUUCAAUUACGAAUAUUUAAAUUAUUCAAUGUUAACAAUAUUUCGCUGUGUUCAUGAUAGACUCAAUAAUAAAAAUAUUCAAACACGUUUCGAGUUACAAAAAAACAAGGUGUUUUUCUUUUUUUGCAUAAUAUGUUGUUACUUUUAGAUACGUAUUUACAAAAUUUUUUAAGUAUCGUAAACAUCUUCAAAUAUUCACGUAAAUGUAAUCGUAGUUCAUUAUCUAAUUAAAGAAAUUAUAUUUUGAUAACGUUUCAUAACCUAAUUUCAUACAAAUUAGUUGUAUUGCAUUUAGAAUCCAUUUUUUAACAUGAUGAUUUUUAAUAAAAAAUGAAUAGUAGUGAUAUUGCGAGUUCAAACUAACAGACAUUUUUCGAAACAAACAUUCUGUAGAAAGAAGAAGAGAAAUUUUCUUUUUUCCUGUUCCCCACUAUUUAAGUUUUAUUUUUAGAGAAUGUUUGUGACCGCGUGCAAUGCGGUUAAUAGAGUCAGUGUUUGCUUCGUAAUAGUGUUAAUUAUUUCUGAGGACAUAGUCUUCAGCUUAAAACCAGUUCUAAUGAUCAUUCGUGAAAUUAGAGUCAGUGUUUGUUCGCCGAUUUUUAUAUAAACACGCGCGCUGAUAGUCUUUUCUUUUUAUUUUUUUUUUUUUUUUUUUUUUUUUUCAAUAUUCGUUUUAGUAUUAGAGUUUCGCAAGACGAUCGAGCUUCUUCAGGAGGUUAAGAAUGUAAGUAUUUACUUGUAUAUAUUUUACUUCUCAAUCUAUUUCAUUCUCCUUUAUAUAAUCUAAUUAUCUAAAAGUAUAAUUUUCCAUGAUUAAAUUAUUUAUUCUUCAAAUGAGUCUGGAGUUUGAAUUUGAAUUAUAAUACGUAUAUUGGUAUUAUUAUAGAUUUUUCAAUCCUCCAACUCUUUAAAAGGAUUGGCGGUUUUGGCAAAAGUUAAAAACGUAAGUACUUUGUAUUAAAUUUUAAUUAAUUUACAUUUUUACUAAUUUCAUGUUUCGUUGUAGACUUUUUGCCACUUGCUUCCUUUUGCCAGGAUCUAAUAGCACUAUAAACGCCAAGAAUGUAAGUAUCUCUGCAUACUCUAAUUAAUUUUAUUAAGAAUAAGUUAUGAUUGUUACAGAUUUCUCAUAAACUUCAUUUUCCAAUAUAAUAUUAGCUAGAUUCAACUUGAUGACAACUCUCACGAUGACUUCCUCUGGACUACUGACAGCAUCGAUAACAACGCCUUCCGCAUCUAAUCGUGAGUCACAUGCUUUCCUUUCCUCUGGCCACUCAAACAUGUCAUAGGAUGAAAGAUCCGAAUCGACACGUGAUUGGUUGUAUUACAUAGAAGUUUUUGACGAGCAUAGUGAUCUCGGGUAUUCAUUUAUACCCGUGAGUAGUAACAUUUUCUUAUUUGGUUGUUUUUUUGGUGUUUUUUGUUGUUUUGUCUAUUAGUUUAGGAUAGGUUUUCUUGUACAUCGAGUUUCUAAUUUUCAGUAAUGAUACAUUUAUAAUACAAGUGCUAUGGUGAAGUACAAUAUUUAUGAUAAUAACGCAAUGAUAAUAUAAUAUGAUAAUUAAUAAAUAAAUAAUAAUGAUAAUAAUGAUAUUAUAGUAAUAAUAAUAAUAAGAUAAAGGUUGAAGUUUAAUUUUUUCCACACAAAAAUGUAUAAAAAUUGCUGUGCAAAAAGAAACAGGUAGAUUUCGACCGAUCAAAGUAAUAAAUUAUACUGAGCGUGGAAAGUUAUUCUUGUUAUUACUUUGUCACUGUGCUCGCUUUUAAUAAUUAGUAGGUAUAAUUAUUUUUUGGUGAACAUUUAUCACCAUCUUUGGCAAAUCGUGGUUUUUUUAAUAGUGUUGCGAAUGAUUAUUGAGUUUAGACUAGAGUUUCGAUCUAAUUAAUUUCACAUUGUCAAAAAAUAUUGAAGUCAAAUUGAAGUAAUGUUGCAAAUUUUAUACAAUAUCACGAUUUUACGUAAUAUUUGUUGUUUCUUCAAGAAUAAUACAUUAAGUAAUAAUUACAUUAGAUGUAGUGUGAGAAUUUUUUUUUUUGCAAUUGAAUUUAAAAAGAUACCGAGUUUGAACUAAUUUUAUAGCAUUGCAAUUUGUACUAUCUGUCGCGAAUAAUUAAAAUAACUUCUUGUUGCUACAGAAGUAGUAAUAUUUAUACAAUUCAUUUUAAGAAUUAAUGUUAAAUAAUGCUGCAAUUAAAUUAUGUUUAUAUAAUUUUAUGUUUUAAUUUAAUGCAGCUGAAAAGGUUGUACACAGAUGUUUCUAUGUUAGCAGCUUGCAUUCGAUUUCUCGUUACAAAUAUUUAAUUUCGGGUGCAUUAAGUAAUAUUUAUUUUGUAAAUAAUUUUUCUACUUUUAUUUUAUUUUAUUUUUCGUUUUUAUUAGUAAAUUAGUAUUGCAUUCAUCGCGUUUUUUUGAGAAUUUUGUAUUUCGAAUUGCGAAAUAAGAAAAAUACCCCAUUUACGAUUUGUUGUUUAGGCUUGUAUUGAAUAGUUGAUGAUUAUAUUUUCGUAGCUAUUAAAUUCGUUUCUAAAUUUUUUAGAUAGUAAUUCAGUAAACAAGUUUGUUGCAGAUCUAUUUACUUUUUGGAGGUAUCAGCUAUGUGUAAAAUAUUUAAUAUCAUUUGAGAAUUAUUAUUGAAAACUUAAAACGAUACGAAUGAAAGGAAAUAUGUAGCUAAACGCAAUUAGGCAAAUAUUACAAAAUGGUUUUGAGAUUCAUCUAUUUAAUUGAAGAAUUAAAGUUAUAGAAUUUCUCAUAGAAUUUUUUAAUAGAAUUAAAGCAUAAGUAUUUGGAUUCCUGGUAGAUUUUUCUUCAUUAUUAUUAGAUUUAGAUUAUUUAGUAUAUUUAGAUAUUUAUUUAUUUAGAUUUUUGAUAGGUAAAGUAAAUUACAUGUAAAUUAUAGUUAGAGAAGAUGUCUAAAUUUAUGAUUAAGGAGGAUGUUUCCAGGUUUAAACAGAUGCAUGGUUAA
Heterotrigona itama is the source of this 3456-nucleotide messenger RNA. NCBI's taxonomy places the organism in Eukaryota, Metazoa, Arthropoda, Insecta, Hymenoptera, Apidae. The record is from the annotation of a GenBank genome assembly.